GCAUGACAAUAAAUGAAAAAUUAUCUUGAUGAAAAUGCUUAGAUCUAAAGCCUUAAACUGUACAGAGAAUGUAGGUGUCUAGGUUCUAUAGCUCCUUUUUCAAUUGCUGUUUGCUUGUUUCUUUGCACAAAAGCAGGCAUAGAUUAGGUCUGUUAUGUACAAAAAAUAAAACAAAAUGUGGGAGUGGCUGCACCUUUUUAUUACUGAUAAAAUGGCGGACUUGACAGAGGAGACUGAAGGCAAUGCUUCAGAAUCACCCCCACCUGCAAAGAAAAUUAAAACGGCCGAAAACGGAGGAGGGUUUCUAACAGAAAGAGAUGUUGGGAUUACUGAAUAUGUCAAUAAAAAUGGAGCACAGAUAUUUGCAAUUCUUAAACAAAGGUAUUCUGACUUCAUUGUUAACGAAAUAUCAUUGGCAGGUGAAACCGUUCACCUCACAAGUUUUGAAUUACCCGAAGAACCCAAUCAGGAUGAUGAAGGGCGGAGUCUAAGUGUUUUAGUGCCAGCUGAUGUUGUUGAAAAGUGUAGAGAUCUUUCGGAAUCAGAUGACAAAGCAAAAGAAGUGGAAUUUCAAGUAAAGGAUUGUAAAGAAUCUCGAACGUUGAUACACAAAUCAAUUAAGAAGUCAUUUCCUAAUCUUGACACAAGGACAAUCGAAAAGACAACUAUACGGGUCUUUCUACGUGGAAGCAAGUCAGGUGAAGUUAGAUCACACUGGUCCAAGGACAAAGGAGAUUACAUCAAGUUUGUACUUUAUAAAGAGAACAGGGAUAGCAUGCAGGUUAUCACCACACUCUCUAAGCUGUUGAGGGUGAAGUGCUCUGUGUUCCAGUAUGCUGGGACUAAAGACAAGAGAGCUAUAACUUCACAGCUGGUCACUGCAUACAGAGUUCUGCCUUCAAGACUAGCAUCAAUCAAUGGAGCAAAUACAAAUAUAAAAGUUGGUAAUAUAGAGUACUGUAAGACUCCUCUUAAACUUGGAGACACUAAAGGAAAUCAUUUCACCAUCAUAUUGAGAGAUGUUAAGGUUCCUGUAGACAGAGAGGGUGAGAUCGGCCAUCAUCAUGUUAACAGUCUUCUCCUAUCGCUUAAAGAUAAAGGAUUCAUUAAUUACUUUGGUAUGCAGAGAUUUGGGACAUCAACUAUACCAACUCAUGCCAUCGGAAAGGCAUUGCUGCAUUCGGAAUGGAAAGAAGCAGUAGAUUUGAUACUGAAACCAAGAGAAGGAGAGUCUGAAGAUUUCCAAGUUGUGCGUGAGUACUAUCGAUCCACCAGUGACAUUAAUGAAACUCUCAAACUGUUUCCGCCUCACAAACGAAACUCAACUGAAUACCAGCUGCUCAGGGGAAUGGAGAAACACGGAACCACUAACCUUUUGGCAGCACUUUCAUUUUUGCCUAGGAACGCAAGACUGAUGUACGUCCAUAGUUAUCAGAGUUACGUGUGGAAUCAAAUGGUCUCGUUCCGGUUCCGUGAGUACGGACUGGUGCCAGUUCCUGGAGACCUGGCUCUCCAAUCUGAGACUGUGAAUGGUGUUCUUGCCAUUACAGAGGAGAAUUGUCAUCAAUAUACAAUAUUUGAUGUAGUACUGCCUCUACCAGGUUAUAGUGUCCAGUAUCCUACUAACAAUGUUGGUGAACAGUAUCACAGGAUAUUAGCUAACGAUAAUCUAACGGUUGAUAAACUGAAGCACAGAGUCAAGGACUUUGCUUUACCUGGUAGCUAUCGUCAUAUAAUGGCCAAACCUGAUAAUCUUGAAUGGAAACUACUUUGUUACGAUGAUGUCACUGUUCCACUCCACCAAUCAGAUUUGGACAUUUUAGAGGACAAGAGCUUCUCACUGGGAACUAGUGGGGCAAAGAGAGCUCUUAAACUAUCUUUCUCUCUUCCUUCAUCAACCUAUGCAACAAUGGCACUCAGAGAAGUCAUGAAAGAUGACACUUCUUGUUUUGUACAGAAAAAACUUAAUUCACCCACAGCAGCAACACUGCAAUCAGCAGGCACAGAAAAUCAUCAUUGAUGCAUUAUAAAAUAAUAAAUAUUGAAUGAAAA
This is a messenger RNA of Amphimedon queenslandica, 2052 nucleotides long. Its product is annotated as pseudouridylate synthase 7 homolog. Gene Ontology annotation, molecular function: pseudouridine synthase activity; RNA binding. NCBI's taxonomy places the organism in Eukaryota, Metazoa, Porifera, Demospongiae, Haplosclerida, Niphatidae. The record is from RefSeq and is a predicted model, not a curated record. Bases 176 to 2020 code for a protein of 614 amino acids. The transcript is spliced from 17 exons. Gene Ontology annotation, cellular component: nucleus. Gene Ontology annotation, biological process: pseudouridine synthesis.